ACCACACUGCCUUUCUAUGGGAUGAUGAGACUGAACAUGACCGGCAGAGCUAAUGAAACUCUUCAUUCACCAGAGGUACAAAAAGGGUGACUUUUCACGACAUUUAUGUGUUCUUAUCAGAUCAAAAUAGUGCACUUUGCAAAGCUACAGGCCUAGAUAAUGCAGGUUAAGGAAGGACCAGUCGGUGUGGAAAAGACCUGCCUUCAUUUAUCUGCUCAGAUGAAGGCAAACUGACGCUGGACAACAUAUUUAACUGCUUCCACAGGAGCGUUGGACUGUAUUAGUUUAUAUGUGCCAUUACAGUUGAAAGUGAAAUGUCUGGGACCAAAGCACCACGUGGUGAGCUUACAGACUCUGAUCCCGAAGACAAAGAAGAACUGACAGCAGUGGUGUGUCUGGAGACAGACCUUCGAGAUGGACAGAUGAUGGAAGUUGACAUCGGAGUCCACAGUGUGCUGUUAACACGCUGUAAUGGCAAAUAUAGUGCCAUUGGAAAUCAGUGUACACACUACGGUGCCCCACUCAGCAAAGGGGUUCUUUCAGGAAACAAAGUGCGCUGUCCUUGGCACGGCUCUUGUUUUAAUGCCGUCACAGGAGACCUGGAGGAGUUUCCUGGCAUAGACUCAUUACCUUGUCACAAGGUCAGAAUUCAAAACAGCAAAGUGUAUGUGUCCAUAAACAAAAAGGAACUCAGGCUUCAGAAACGAUUGCAGCGUAUGGGAACUGCAGUACCGGGAGUGAAUCACACAAUUCUUCUGCUUGGAGGAGGAGCUGCAUCGCUGAUCUGUGCAGAGACUCUGCGGCAGGAGAACUUUGGCGGCAGAAUCAUCAUGGUCUCUAGAGAUGACCUUUUACCUUAUGACAAAACCAGACUCAGCAAGGUGAUGAAUGUGUUGAGUGAUACUAUUGUGCUGAGAAGGAUGGAGUUUUUCCAUCAGUACGGCAUCGAGGUGUGGCUCCGAAAAGCAGCAGUGUCAGUGGACACAGAGAAGAAGACAGUCACAUUCGAUGAUGGUUUAGUGCAGAGCUACGACCAGCUGCUUCUCUCAACUGGCUGCAGAGCAAAAGGUCUGGAUGUGCCGGGAAUUAAUCUGGACAACAUUAAGAUGCUGGAGACACCAGAGGACGCUCGACAAAUCCACGCUGCCUGCUUGGGCUGCAACAUUGUCCUUGUGGGAACUUCCUUUGUCGGCAUGGAGGUUGCAUCUUACAUGAUAGACAAGGCCUCUACUAUCACGGUGGUGGGGAGCAGUGAGAUGCCUUACCAAAACACUCUGGGCCUUGAAGUCGGGAAAAUCACCAUGAUGAUGUUGUCGGAGAAAGGCGUAAGAUUCUUCAUGAAUGAUCAUGUGACAGAGAUCAAAGGCCGCAAUGGGAAGGUGAAAGAGAUCGUGCUCAAAAGUGGUAAUGUUAUCCCAGCUGAUGUCUUGAUUGUUGGUAUUGGCAGCAUCCCGAACUCAGAGUACCUGCAAGACACUAAUAUACAGAUGAACUCCAAAAAGUUUGUUAUAGUUAAUAAGUACAUGCAAACAAACGUCCCUGAUGUGUUCUGUGCGGGUGACCUGGCCUCCUUCCCUCUGGCAGUGGCCAAAAACCAGUUAGUCAACAUUGGACACUGGCAGAUGGCACAAGCACAAGGGAGGAUAGCUGCUCUGAACAUGCUGAAGAAAACAACUGAACUCACCUCAGUUCCUUAUUACUGGACCGUCCUACUGGGUAGAACCAUCAGAUAUGCAGGUUAUGGGGAAGGAUACACUGAGAUAAUUUUGAAAGGAAACCAUGAGUUUGAGGAGAGGAAGUUCCUGGCCUUGUACAUCAAGAAUGAUGAGGUCAUAGCAGCAGUGGGGCUGAAUUAUGAUCCUGUGGUGUCCGCUGUGGCUGAGAGGCUCCUAUCAGGGAAAGUCAUCACCAAGAAAGAGGCUCAAUCGGAUGAUCCCAGCUGGCUUCAGGUUACCUGAUCUGCAUCAAAUCAUCCAUGAACAAGCAGCCACAACAUCUUCUGUCUGCUGCAGGGUUCCAAUGAAGGACAAGCUGUCUGGAAACAAAAAUAGUUCAUAGUUCUGUGUUUUGGAACUAGUCAACUUUUCACAAUGCUGUCUUCCAUCAGGGAGUCCAACACAACUGAUACCUCAAACAGAUGCAGCUUUGGGACUUUGUUAGUCCUCGUAUUUAUCUGUUUUUUAACCUAAUAAAUUUUAUCUACAUG
Molecule: messenger RNA, 2206 nt
Organism: Cyprinodon tularosa
Lineage: Eukaryota; Metazoa; Chordata; Actinopteri; Cyprinodontiformes; Cyprinodontidae
Product: apoptosis-inducing factor 3
Exons: 19
Coding region: 315-1958 (547 amino acids)
Cellular component (GO): cytoplasm
Molecular function (GO): flavin adenine dinucleotide binding; oxidoreductase activity, acting on NAD(P)H; 2 iron, 2 sulfur cluster binding
Source: RefSeq, a predicted model, not a curated record